Molecule: messenger RNA, 981 nt
Organism: Colletotrichum spaethianum
Lineage: Eukaryota; Fungi; Ascomycota; Sordariomycetes; Glomerellales; Glomerellaceae
Product: putative quinate permease
Exons: 2
Coding region: 1-981 (326 amino acids)
Biological process (GO): transmembrane transport; carbohydrate transport
Cellular component (GO): membrane
Molecular function (GO): carbohydrate:proton symporter activity
Source: RefSeq, a predicted model, not a curated record
AUGUUUCUCUGUAACGAAUCGCCACGCCACCUCGCUAAGCAGGACAAGUGGGAAGAGGCCCUAUUAGUCCUGUCCAAUAUCCGCGCUCUACCUCCUGACCAUCCUUAUGUCGCUGCAGAAUUCGCCAACAUCAGGACAGCUAUCGAGGAGGAAAACGCCAUUCUUAAUGGUGCAACCUGGAUGAGCUUGCAAAGAGAAAUGUGGCUGGUCCCAUCUAAUCGCAAGCGGGCUAUCAUCUCUAUCUUGCUCAUGUUUUUUCAACAGAUGACGGGUACCAACGCCAUCAAUUAUUAUGCGCCUCAAAUAUUUGCGAGCCUUGGCGUCGAAGGCACCCAGAACGAGCUAUUUGCGACUGGCAUCUACGGUCUUGUGAAGUUGAUUGCCGUCGCCGUCUUCCUGCUUUUUGUUGCCGACUCUCUUGGUCGCCGCAGGUCCCUCUUGUGGACCGGUAUCGGCCAAGGUUCGACGAUGCUGUACAUUGGUAUCUUCAUCGCAGUGGCCAGGCCUCAGGAACAGGAAGAUUCUCAGGUGUCAGCUGCCGGUUACAUUGCGCUCAUCUGCGUUUUCCUGUUCGCCUGCAUGUUUCAGUUUGGCUGGGGGCCUUGCUGCUGGAUUUAUGUCUCCGAGAUUGCCACUGCUCGUCUCCGUGCAACCAAUGUCUCCUUCGCAGCUGCGACCCAGUGGCUUUUCAACUUUGUCGUCUCUCGUGCCGUUCCUCCAAUGCUUGAGACUUUGGGAACUGGCGGGUACGGUACAUAUAUCUUCUUCUGUGUCUGGUGUUUUUCUAUGACAGUAUUUGUGUGGUUUUUCGUCCCUGAGACAAAGGGUCUUUCUUUGGAGGGCAUGAAUGACCUUUUUGGCUUUAAGGAUGAUGUACAGAGGAAACGUGUCGAUAUUGAGAGCUCCUCGAUGAACAACGAGAAGACGCAGGGCAACGUCACCCAACUUGAGGACACUACCACUGCCUCUCCCAAGGCUUAG